AUGGCAUCCACAGAGAUGGCAUCCAGAAAGUUUAUUUACGAAACGGCGUACGAAGAGGCCACGGAUUCGGUGAACAAAUUUCAUCUUCAUCAGAUGUACUCAAAACUCCACCAUUGCUUCCCAGUCUUAGCUUCAUUGGACGAGAAGACUGGAAUCCCGCAGGCCACGGAAGUCCUUGACAAGAUCAUUGGGAAGGUGAAAUCUAGUAAUAAAAGCAUCGGCAACGCCCGAGUGGGCGAGCUGAACUGGGCGGAGAAAUCACGCUUCCAGCAAUUGUCUCGCUCCAUUCGACAAGCCGUUGCAAAUUGGCACACAAUCUUUGACUCACAAUUGUGGGUUGAGUUCUGUGAUCAUCUGGACAGUUGGGCAAAAAAUACCGUGUCCCUCUAUGACUUGAGUGAUCUCUUGGACAGUCUCCUAGAAGAGGCUCGCUACGUUCUGGCUUUGGAGGAACAAAGGAAGAAGGAAGACAGUUGGAACCUCCAGGUUGCUGAGACCGAUCGCAAGUUGACUGCUGAGUUCGAUCGCAAGUUGAAGCAGAUGGAACUCAAGAUUUUGGCUGGGAACCAGAGGAGUGAACAGCUUGAGGGCGAGCUCUCAAGGAUGAAGGUUCAGUUGAAAGGCUUGCAGGAUGAUAAACUGAAGAUGACCAAGGAACUGCAGGAUGUCAAGUCGGAGAAUGAGGACAUGACUCUCCAAGCAAUGACUGUCAGUGCUGAGCUAAAGGAGUUGAAGAACGAGUCUUUGAUGCACACAGAAGCGCACAAGAAGCUGGAGGAUCAGCGGCGCAAGACUGAUGAGGCAAUGGACUUAGCGUGCCAUGGGGCAGAAAUUGUUGAGAGGGUUCAGGUGUUGGAGACAACAUUGAUGAAGAUGUCGGCUGAAUUGCUGGAGCUUAAAUCCAACAAUCAAGUGCGCAGCAUGAAGACAGAAUCUGAGAAUCUUCAGUUGCAGAGAGAUCUACUCAAUUUGAAGAAGGAUUUGCAUGAAGUGAAUGUCAAGUGCGCCCGCACAGGUGUCAAUGACAGAGUUAAGAUGAAGAAAAAUGAUGUGAAUGAGUUUAAGUCAACAAUGCAUCAUGCAAAGUACCAAAUGUGGCAGAUCGAAGACAAAGAGUCCAGUGAUGCCAGCUCUGAUGCCUCUUGGGUUCGAAUCCAGCAACGUGUAGAGACCAGCAUGCUGCACAGUGCGUCAUCCGGCUUCUCCAUCGACACCAGUGGCCCCCGCUGCUUCAUGCCCGAUGCGCUCUUCAAGGCACCCGAUGGCAAACUUCUGAGCGGAGCAGAUUUGUGCAAAGACUCUCAGAUCCUCUCAGCCGAUGGCCAAACGAAAUUGGAGGUCGCGUCUCCGCCCGAGCAGCACGCUGCGCGCGCCACGGUGCUCCUUCAGGCUCGGGAGGCCAAGUUGCAAGUGACGCCGGACCAUCGGGUGGUGCUUGGCAAUGGUCAUUUGGUCUCCGCUGCAGACCUGAAGGUUGGCGAUGAGGUCAUGGUAGGAGACCAUAUCCCCACGAAACUGACCUCAGUGGAAUUUGUGCCAGGCCCGGUGACAGUGUUGAAGAUCGCUUUUGAGCCAGACGUGCCUGUGGCGGUGUUUCAGCCUCCAGCGUGCAUCCAUAGCCACGGCCACAAGCUCCAGGAGAUUCGUCGUGCGGGAAAGCAUUGCCGUCGGAAGGGCAGGAAGGCUGCCACUGUAAAGGACGGGAUUCAUGGAUAUUCAGAUGUACGUACUCAGACACUGAGGACAGGCCUUCCGAAGGACGGCCUUGGGCGCGUGAGCUGCCAACGCUUGGUGCGGAAGCUCCUCAAGGGACCCGACCAGAUGCCGCACAUCGGUUGGUGUUAUGGAAAAGGCUUUGGAGCUGCCAAGAGACCACAAGACAUUGAUCAGAAAGCUUUGUCCUUGCACGCGGAUUGGGUCACCGCCGCCACCACUGGGCAAGGUCGCCGGCCAGCGAUGCCGGUGAACCAGACGGAGGAUGGAGGACGGAUGCGGCGCCACAGCAAGCGAGGGGCCGCCAUGGCCAUCCAGCAAGGCUCGGAUUGUCUAUGCGUGCUGCCGCCCCAGAGCAAUGUCCGUUUGGUCAUGUCCAUCGUGGGGCUCCUGGCGAUUACCUGGGACGUGGUUUUUAUCCCGGUGCAAGCCUUCGAGAGCGUGUCUCCGACCUUCCAAGAGGUCUUGCAGGUCGCGACGAUCCUGGUUUUUGGCUAUUGGAUCUUGGACUUUGUUCUUCAGUUCUUCAGUGCUCCAGACAACACCAACAACGCAAUGGACCUGAGGCUUAAAAAUGUGGCGCUGCUCUACGCGAGGAGCGGCUGGAUGUUCUUAGACUUGCUACUACUAGGCUUGGACAUCGGCCUCUUCUCGGCGGAGAUCCACAUCCGGAACCGCACCACCACCACGGGGCUCAACUCGGUGCGCCUCAUCCGGGUGCUGCGCCUGUUGAGGUUCUUCCGAUUGCUUCGACUGAGCCGCGUGCAAAAGACCUUGGUCUCGAUCCUCACGCGGUUCACCUCGGUGUACUUUUGGAUGGCCAUGCAGAUGAUGAAGGGCAUCGUCAUCAUCCUGGUGAUCAACCACUACGUCACGAUCGGUUGGUUGGUCUUGGGCGUGUACUACCCGGGUCACACCUGGUUGGAGGAGUUCCAGCUCGCGGACAAAGGCUUCUCCGAACAGUAUGUGUAUUCCUUCCACUGGGCCAUCGCACAGUCCCUUGGCUGCGACCUUCGACUCGGGGGUCCUUGUUUGGUGGAGCGGCCGAGCCGAGUCCAUGGUCUUUUGUCGCUGCUGUUGGUGAUGGGGCCCGGCUCAAAGCGGCGAAGAGACUUAUCUAGAGGCAUGAUGUCGGCGCCUGUCAGCAUGUGCUUUGGGGCUCUGGUGCUUUCCUUCGUGAUUUUCCUGCAGGGUUGUAACCAUCCUUCAAAGCCUGAGAGUACAGUAGCAAAGUAUAUUGGUGCCCAGUGCAACGUUUUGACCGGAGACUCCUGCAAUCCGGUGCAACUACCACUAUACGCUGGUGAGGACUACAAUCCACUUGGCCUAUUCAAUGUGACAGAUGAAGAAGUGAAAACAGACUACAUUGAGCACCGAGACGAGGGUACACGGGUGACUUUCUCGCAGAGCGUCUCUGAUAUUUCCACCCGGGAUGCGUGGGAUUUUGGUUUGUCCGGCCCACUUCCGCAACUGGGGCGCAUCUUCUCAGCUGGGGCAAAGUACCGCAGCUUGGCGCAGCAGAUGAGUGCGCACAGCUCUUCGAACUACUAUGCUGAGAGCUCUAGUAGGUACAUUGUAUACACAAAGCACUUGUCCCAGGAUGCCGGAGCACGCUUGGCAGAGUCCUUUCGCAAUGCAGUGAAGAAGCUUCCUGAAAAGCCCCGGAGUGAAGAGGACUUCACUCAAUGGUUCCUCUUCUUUGAAACCUAUGGCACGCACUACGUGAAGAGUGUGGCCUAUGGAGGGGAAAUGCGGCUUUCAGUAUUUUUCAAGUCUGAUGUUGAGAAGGAUGAGAACGUGAAGAAAUCCAAUUGGGAGUUCUAUUUGAGGGCUCUUUGGAAACGCCUGGCUGGAAUUAAGGUCUCGUUUGGUCAUGAACACAGCCAGCAGGAAUUCGACUCAUUCUCGCAGUACACCUUUCAACAGAAGUUCUAUGCCAUCGGUGGGGACGCGAGCAGCCACAAUUACACCCAAUGGCUGGCAAGCGUGAAGAAGAGCCCGGCACCCAUCAAGACAGAGUUGAAAUCCAUUGCGGAUUUCUUGCCGACCUCCAUUGAGUUGUUGAAGAUUUUGAACAGAUACUUUGAAACUUGUCCCAAUUCCGAGCUUGGGGUGUGCAACGGCUAUGGCCAGUGCAACUUCCAGGAGCGGAUCUGUGAAUGCAAUGCCGACACUGCGUACCAGGAGGAAGAUGGGAACUGCUACCCCAAGUGUCAGAACAACUGCAGUGGACACGGGCAAUGCGUGAAAGGCAUUUGCCAAUGCGACUUCAAGAAGGAGUAUAACAUGGGCUUUUGGUCACCUCCAGGCAAAGGCGCUUGCUCUGAGCCUUGUGGGCAGAAGGUCUAUGAUGUUGGCACCAACAGUGCUUUGUGUUGCCCAAGCCAACCAGGAUGCCUGUUCAUGGCAGUGCAAGACGAAGCUCCAGAUUGCUUUUGCCAAAAGAUGAUUCCAUUGGAUCAUGUGCAGGGCCAUGGAGAAAUCCAUGAUUUCUUUGUUGCUCCUACCACCUACUCAUGCAUGACCAAUGCCCAGCUUUGUUGGGGCAUUACAUGCCCCGUGUACCGGAAGGUCACUUGCAGUCAUGGCUCUGGGGUCGCAUGCCCCAACACGCCGAUGAAUGAAGCCUAUUCAUCGCAAGUGAUCAUUUGA
This is a messenger RNA of Durusdinium trenchii, 4365 nucleotides long. NCBI's taxonomy places the organism in Eukaryota, Dinophyceae, Suessiales, Symbiodiniaceae. The record is from the annotation of a GenBank genome assembly.